Messenger RNA from Erythranthe guttata (spotted monkey flower), 828 nucleotides. The record is from RefSeq and is a predicted model, not a curated record. Lineage: Eukaryota; Viridiplantae; Streptophyta; Magnoliopsida; Lamiales; Phrymaceae.
AAAUUAUUACAGGCAAUGAUAUUUUCUAAUUGUAAGAAUCUAGAAAUAAGUGGAUUGAAACAUAUAAACAGCCCAAAGUUUCAUAUUUCAAUAACAGACUGUCACUAUGCAAAUAUUUCAAGCCUCCAAAUAAUUGCCCCUCCACUGAGCCCAAAUACUGAUGGAAUUGAUAUUGCCUCUUCAUCUAAUAUUUUUAUUCACAACUCUACCAUCAAAACAGGGGAUGAUUGUAUAGCAAUCAAAGGAGGAACCUCAAAUACUACUAUAUCUGAGAUUGUUUGUGGUCCUGGUCAUGGUAUAAGGUUUGUAAUUUUUUCACACACACACACACACACACACACAUAUGGAGGUUCUGGUUUUGCCAGGAAUAUAACUUUCUCAAAUAUAAACUUUACAGCAGUUGAAAACCCUAUAGUCAUUGAUCAGUUUUAUUGUCCUCACAAAAUAUGCAACAAUAAAGUAAGUACAAUUUAAUUAUCUUAUAGAUAUAGAUAUGUAAUAAAAAAAAUAAUUAAGGUGUUAAUUAAUUAUUAAUUAUAUGUGUAAUAAUGUUGUUUGUUAAUUAAUCAGUUAUCAGCUGUGAAAGUGAGUAAUGUGAGCUUUGUCGGGAUUCGGGGAACAUCUUACAAAUGGAAGGAUGCAACCGUCAGCAUCCGGUGCAGCGACACCGUUCCCUGCACCGACAUUCUGAUUGACAAUGUGCACAUAACCUCGACGGUGCCACGUCAGCCAGUGUCUGCAGUGUGCAUCAACGCUCGUGGUUCAGUUAAUGAUACGUCCAGCCCAAUCGUCAAUUGUCUCAAGUACUGAAAUAUACGGGCCCCACAU